UUCAAGGUCGUUGAAACGAAACGGCGGGAGACUCGGAAAGGAUUUUACGUUUUAACCGCGCCACACUUUAGGUACAGCAGAGGGCGAAUAUAUCGCCAAUUGAGUCAGCUGUCACUAUCAAACUCAUAUAGCAUCUACCAAUUCAGUACCUACAGACGAAAAGUCGACUUAUUGACGGUAAUAAGUGGUCGUGAGUGUCUACGAUGAUAAUCUACAUUUUCUCCCUCGCCUUAUUGUGUGGAAAAGUGAGCGCAUGGGAUUCUGGAGAACUCCAAAUGUUUGAUUUAGUUGAAGAAGUCAAGGAAAAUUUUUAUGACUUUCUGGGGGUUUCUCAUACUGCUGAUAUUUCUGAAAUAAAACGUGCUUACCGAAAGUUAUCUUCUAAACUUCAUCCAGACAAGAAUCCAGAUGAUCCUACUGCAGAACAGAAGUUCCGAAGGCUUGUAGGUAUUUACGAAGUCCUUAAGAAUUCGGAAUUACGUUCCAAAUAUGAUGAAGUGCUGAUAAAUGGUUUGCCCAGUUGGCGAACCCCAGUAUUUUACUUUAGGAAGCUCCGCAAAAUGUCUAACUACGAACUGUGUGGGUUGUUCUUUGGAAUGGCUACCAUAAUUCAUUAUGCUACACUUUGGGGCUCAGUUUUUGAGAAGCGGCUUACUUUGGAAGAUCAGCUUAGCACUUCUUUAAAACGUCACAAAGCUCGUGAUCGGAAGUUGGAACUAAUAAACCAAGAGAUAUCUGACGAACUUCAAAAGAUUCCCGCUCCCGGAUGGUUUGAUUUGCUUCCGUUCGCUAUUGUCAGAUGGAUAUAUGCUAUCAUCACAUUUAUUCCUGUUUUCACUGAAUUUAUUAACGGAAAGAUUUCUGAGAAAUUACAAGAACGUCGUGAACUCAGGGAAGAAGUUCGAAUUCUUCAAGAAAAAAAAGAAAAACUUAAGGCUGAUAAACAAGAACGCAAACGUCGCUUAGUACACGAACAAACAAUCCUUAGAGAAGUUGUAAAGGAGGCUGGCCAAUCAACUUUGAAUUCAGUCCUUACAGACAUUCCUAAUAUUGAGACUGAGAGUUCUGAUGAAGAUUCAAAAAGUGAAGCAAAAGAUCCUGUUUAUCGAGAAUGGUCAGAAGUGGAUAGAGACAAUUUAGUUCGUGCAGUAAUUCGAUAUCCUGGAGGUGUUCCUGGGAGAUGGCAACGUAUCGCAGAAUCUCUUGGUCGUAGUGUUCCUGAUGUUAUUCGUAAAGCGAAAUAUAUGAGUAAAGAAUUAAUGUCUAUUUCUCAAAAAAAUAUAAAUCCUGAUGAAAUCCCAACCUUUGAAACAAAUGUAAAUAAUUUCUGUGGAGAAAGUAAUUCUGAACAAAGUAAUAAUCAAUCAGACGAAUCAGGUGAAGAACAAUAUUCAAAAAAACGACUUCGUAAACGUUUAUUGAGACGAAAAGAACCCUGCGUUGUCAAUCAAACAAAUGGAGAAACUCAACUGAAUGCGAAUAAUGAUUUGUCUUCAGACGUCGUCAUAGUUGAUGAACCAUAUAUUAGUCGAAAAAAACUCAAACAACAGAAAGAUGAAGCAACACUUAAAUCUACAGAAAUUAAACCUAUCAAAAGUAAUGAUGGAUGGACUAAAGUAGAACAACAACAGUUGGAGGUCGCUAUACGCUCUAUUGGUAAAGGGACACCUGAGCGGUGGGAUCGGAUCACAGAAUGUAUCCCAACAAGAACAAAGGCAGAAGUGAUGGCUCAUGUGAAGUAUCUCUCAACUCUUGUUCAACAAAAACACUGAAUUAUCCCUUAUUGUGUUAUCAUUCCCUCAGAUAUGCGUUUUAUGCGACUGCAGGAGAAAACCUAAUGAUAAACAGGAUUUACCACUCAGUCAACAACGUAGAACUUCGUAGGUACGUACAUCGGUUCGAAUAUCCAUACCACAAUUGUCACGGUGGCAAUAUUUGUUUGAAAUGCAAACAUUCCAACCAAACAAAUGCGCUCAAGAACGAAAGGUGGAUAAAUUAUGUGGAUGUGUUAGGAAGAUUUCGUGGUACAUCUUAGGGAAAAGACCAAAACACUAGUGAGUGCAUUCAUUCGUCAGUAUAGAUGAUUUGAGCAACCAUCCAAUCUAGUUGAUGGAGAAGAAAAGUGGCGAAGCGCUCACAUUUAAUAGUUGGGAGAUCAUACUUUCAUAAAAACCCACCUGUACUAACAGCUGAAAUCCGUUGUGGCCAUUGGAGUUAUAUUAAAUUCACAAA
Messenger RNA from Schistosoma curassoni, 2232 nucleotides. Lineage: Eukaryota; Metazoa; Platyhelminthes; Trematoda; Strigeidida; Schistosomatidae. The record is from the annotation of a GenBank genome assembly.